AUGCAAAUAUCUUUGACAAUACUGUUAGCAGUGGCUGGUGCAACGUUCGCAGCUCCUUCUGAUCUUGGUCGUGGCCAUCACCACCACCACCAUCACCAUCAUAAGACAAAGGCGCCUCGUACAUCCCGAGGAAUAGCAACUACAACAUUUGCACCGACAUCGUCAGAUUUACCUAUUGCUGGAUCGUCAUCUGCACCAGUCAUCGCAUCGUCCGCUGAUCCAAUCCUGCCGACAUCAGUUGUUCCUCAGCCAUCCAACGAGCCAUCUCCAGGUACUGUAGCCCCAUCAGAUGAACCGUCUCCAUCUGGACCACCAUCACCAGGACCUGUAAAUCCAUCCGAAGAUCCUCAACCAUCUGGCCCACCAUCUCCGGGACCAGUGGACCCAUCCGAAGAUCCUCAACCAUCUGUAGAGCCAUCCGAAGAUCAUCAACCAUCUGGCCCACCAUCUCCGGGACCAGUGGACCCAUCCGAAGAUCCUCAACCAUCUGUAGAGCCAUCCGAAGAUCCUCAACCAUCUGGUCCACCAUCUCCAGGACCAGUCGAUCCAUCCGAAGAUCCUCAACCUUCUGGAUCAUCAUCUCCAGGACCAGUGGAUCCAUCAGAUGAACCGUCUCCAUCUGGGCCACCAUCUCCGGGACCAGUAGAUCCAUCAGAAGAUCCUAAACCUUCUGAACCACCAUCUCCAGGGCCAGUAGAUCCAUCAGAUGAGCCAUCUCCAUCUGACCCACCAGGACCGCCAGGACCGCCAGGGCCUCCCACCAGACGCCCUCCAGGACCUCCAGGACCCCCAACAAGGCGCCCGCCAGGUCCACCUGGACCCCCAACAAGACGCCCGCCAGGGCCACCAGGGCCACCACAUCACCAUGAUCAUGGACAUCAUGGACACCAUGGGCAUCAUUUCGAUCAAGAGCAAUUGUAA
Molecule: messenger RNA, 921 nt
Organism: Caenorhabditis elegans
Lineage: Eukaryota; Metazoa; Nematoda; Chromadorea; Rhabditida; Rhabditidae
Gene: C50F7.5
Product: Basic proline-rich protein
Exons: 1
Coding region: 1-921 (306 amino acids)
Source: RefSeq, marked reviewed